Molecule: messenger RNA, 7715 nt
Organism: Acanthopagrus latus (yellowfin seabream)
Lineage: Eukaryota; Metazoa; Chordata; Actinopteri; Spariformes; Sparidae
Gene: brd4
Product: bromodomain containing 4
Exons: 19
Coding region: 560-5248 (1562 amino acids)
Biological process (GO): positive regulation of transcription elongation by RNA polymerase II; chromatin remodeling
Cellular component (GO): chromatin; nucleus
Source: RefSeq, a predicted model, not a curated record
UUGAGUAACUGCAUGCUGCUCUCCCUGUGCUAGAGAGAGGGUGAGAGAGUGAGCUAGAGGAAUAAAGUGCUCCUCCUGGAUCUUAUCGGAUCCCUCUCUCCCCUCUCUCGCCUUCCCCUCUCCUCCUUGUACACCUCUUGGUUGUGGCUUGUCUCCAUUUAAGUUGGGGAGGCCCUGGAGAGGACACACAAUGGAGCGAAGAGCCUGUGGCAACUGGGCCGUUGUACUGCUGAGAGGGGGAUGGGGUAGAGAGAGGACCGGUUCACACAGCUAACACAGCCUGCCGGCUGUAGGCUUCCUCAGCCUUUCCUCCCUGCCUGGACACACUGUUUCCAGGCUGGGGCCUUUUUUUGUAAAACAGCAACCCUCAAACCCAGCUUGGACUACACUAAGGAUUACUCACUGUGUUUUGUGGGAUUUACGGACACAUACUGGAGCCUGAAGAUUAAAUCCUUCGUGUGUUUUGGUUAAGAGAGGAGGAAGAACAAACUUCGACAUACAUUUUUUUGUACCCGUCUUUCGGUUUUUGAUUUCUUUUUCUGUUUAUUGGAGUUCAUAAAUGGAUUACAAGAUGCAUGCCAAGUCAAAUGAUUUACUGGAUUUUCAAAAACUGGAUGCCCUUCUGGAAAAAAUUGCCCAUUCAGUCUCUGUGAAAAGAGAGUCCAGCGAGGAGUGCAAUGGGAUCAGUGGUGCUCUGUCAGUGGAGUCUGUGCCGGGGCCAAGACUGAACUGGUGUCCUGCCAACACCACUACCCCUGCUCCAGCUCCAGCUCCCGCUCCGGGGCCCGAGCCCGUGCCCAACCCUGUUAGAAUGGGGGACGGCCUGGAUGCAGCGCAGAUGUCGGGCAGCAGCAGCAGCAGCAGCCAGGGGCAGGCCCAGCAAGGGGGCAACCCCCCACCCCCAGAGUACAUCAAUCCCAGCAGGCCAAAGCGCCAGACCAAUCAGCUGCAGUACCUGCUCAAGAUGGUGUUGAAGGGCCUGUGGAAGCACCAGUUCGCCUGGCCCUUUCAUGCACCAGUGGAUGCGAUCAAACUUAACCUGCCUGACUACUACACAAUAAUCAAAAACCCUAUGGACAUGGGAACAAUCAAGAAAAGGCUUGAGAACAGUUACUACUGGAAUGCCCAAGAAUGUAUCCAAGACUUCAACACGAUGUUUACCAACUGCUACAUAUAUAACAAGCCUGGAGAUGACAUAGUCUUAAUGGCUGAGGCGCUAGAGAAGGCUUUUCUCCAAAAGGUCUCAGAAAUGCCUCAGGAAGAAACAGAGAUUGUUGUCAUGACGGGGAAAGGACGAGGCCGGGGUAGAAGAGAAGGAGGUUUGAACUUGAAACCAGGGGCCAUCAUUGAUCCUUCAUCCACAACUCCUCAAACACGUGGUCUGUCAAACCUCUCAGCAGCAUCACUGACCAGAGGACCAGUGCAGGGCCCGCCUUCACUACCUCCCCAGCCUUUGAUGCAGGCCCUGCCGUCCCACGUGCCCCCAACGUUAUCCAGCCAUGCACCACAGCUUGGCGCUCCCUACUCCCUGAGCCAAUCGGACUGCGCUCCUCAAGUUCCCAUCAUGACUUCUGUGCCUCCUCCUGCUCAGACAUCCCUUCCCCUGGCAUCCAUCCAGAGCACUGCCCCCAUGCUGCAGAACCCUAUAACUAUGACCAAACAAAGAAAGAGCCAGAAAAGGAAAGCAGACACUACAACGCCCACAGCGAAUGACCAACUGAGUGAGUCUUCACCAGCAGAGUCCAAAUCUGGGAAGACACUACCUAGAAGAGAGAGUACCAGGCCUACAAAACUGAUGAAAAAAGAUGCUCCAGACUCCCAGCAUCAUAUAGGCAUGGGGAUGGGACCAAGUGGAGGUCAUAGCCCCAAACCACAGGAUCAGCUGGGAUACUGUGCUAGUCUGGUUAGGGACAUGCUGUCCAAGAAACACGCUGCUUAUGCCUGGCCAUUCUACCAACCUGUUGAUGUGGAUGCACUAGGACUACAUGAUUAUCAUGAUAUCAUCAAACAUCCAAUGGACCUCAGCAGCAUCAAGGCCAAACUGGAGAACAGGCAAUACCGGGAACCCCAGGAGUUUGCUGCUGACGUACGAUUAAUGUUUUCCAACUGCUACAAAUAUAAUCCACCAGACCAUGAGGUGGUAGCCAUGGCACGCAAGCUGCAGGAUGUCUUUGAGAUGCGCUUUGCUAAGAUGCCAGAUGAACCGGAGAGCAAGCCAGUGGUUUCUUCUCCAGCUCCUACACUUCACCAUCCUGCCCCUGUUAAGCCUCAACCUCCUUUGGCCCCUGUCGCCUCGUCUUCAGACAGCUCAAGUGACUCAUCCUCUGAGUCUGAGUCAUCAACAGAUGACUCUGAAGAGGAGAGAGCCCAGAGAUUGGCAGAGCUCCAAGAACAGUUGAAAGCUGUCCAUGAGCAGCUGGCUGCCUUGUCCCAACCACAAGCCAGCAAACCAAAGAGAAAAGAGAAGGAAAAGAAGGAGAAGAAAAAAGAUAAGCAUAAGAAAAAAGGAGGCAUAUCUGGCCUUGUAGAUGAGAUCCAGGAUGCUACACCUGUUUCACAGCUCUCUAAGAAGUCUAAGACUAGUAACAAUAACAACAAAGAGGUUGUUUCCAAGAAGAAACCCAGUAAAAAGGAAGGGAUGAAAAACAAUCAUCCCGCCAACCUGCAGCCUGUUCCCAGUCUGGACGAUGACCUUGGGGCAGCUGGAUCAUCGGCUACAGGGGAAAAAUGCAAGCCUAUGACGUAUGAGGAGAAAAGGCAGCUAAGUUUGGACAUCAACAAGCUCCCUGGGGACAAGCUCGGCCGUGUAGUGCAUAUCAUCCAGUCCAGAGAGCCCUCGCUCAAAAACUCAAACCCUGAUGAAAUUGAGAUUGAUUUUGAGACGCUAAAACCUUCCACUCUGCGUGAGCUGGAGAGAUAUGUAUCUUCCUGCCUCCACAAGAAGAAGAAAAGGCUCCCAGUUGAAAAGCCUGUGGAGUUGAUGGCUGCAUCCAAAAAGACCGGAUCCUCCUCGGAGAGCAGUGGUUCCAGCACAGAUAGCGAGGCUGAGGGCACAGGAUUGAUAAAGCAGCAGCAGAAGAAGAAGGGCCAGUCUGUAAAGGAGGGGAAGAAGACGCAUCUUCACAAUCAGAGUGGACCUCCUCAAACUGGGCUGAAUUCCCAGGCUGCAAGCCUUCAAUCCAACAGUCAGCUGAAACAGCAUCAGCAGCAGCAUCAACCAUCUCCCGCAGGCUUCAUUGUUCCCCCUGUAGCUGCCCUGGAAUCUUCUCAGUUACUGGAGACUAGCUUUGAGUCCCUGCCACCUUUCGGCCAGCCCCUCAUGCAUCUAUCCCACCACACAGGCAACUCUUCCUCACCUGCACCUCCACACCUCAACGCUCAUUCUGCUGGGCCAGUGUCUCCUGAGACCCACCCCUUCCUCAACCAGCAUCCAAUCCUCCCAUCUCCAGCUUUGCACAGUUCCAUGCCUCAGCAGCCUUCUCGACCCAGUCACAAGGCAGCACCUCUUCAUCCCAAACCUCCGCAGCAGCAGCCAGCACCUCCUCAGCAGCAGCCAACUCUGCAGCAACAACAACAACAACAGCAGCAGCAGCAGCAGCAGCAGCAGCAGCAGCAGCAGCAGCAGCAGCAGCAGCUCCAGCCUCAGUCAGUGGCACCACCACAACACCAGCUCCCCUCUCAAAUCCUUCACCCUCCUCAGCCCCUGCAUCAGCGUCCAAUGUCCCCUCCAACACUCACACCCCAGGGCUUGCUGUCUUCCCAGCCUCCACAAAUGUUGCUGGAGGAUGAUGAAGAGCCAGGGUCAACGACGCCUUUGAACCAAGUACAGUUGUAUUUGCAGCAGUUCCAGCAAACCCGUCAGCCCCAGCAGUCCAUGCAGUCGCUUCAGGCGCAGGCUCGGCAGCAGCAGCAGCAGCAGCAGCAGCAACAACAACAACAACAACAACAACAACAACCAGGGCAGAACUCUCUCCUGCAGUCUGUCCAGGGACAAUCUCAACUCUCCUCUCAGACAACGCUGCCUCCUCCCCAGCUACCUGUCCAGUCCCAGACUCAGCCAACCUCAUCACAUCAGGCUCCAACCCAACAGAUGCCUCUACACCAGGCCCGCCACAUGCAGCACACUCAGCAGCAGCAACCGCAGCCACAACAGCAGCAGCUGAACUACCAGCAGGGUCCUGGUCUUGCUGGUCAGUCCCAGGGCUCACAACACAAGAUAUCCAUGCCCACCAACAAAGCACAGCAGAUCAUCCAGCAGCAGCAAGAACAGCCCUCCCCUCGUCCAACUAAGGCAGACCCUUACAACACGGGUCACAUGAGGGACAACCCUUCCCCUCUCAUGAUGCAUUCCCCACAACUUCCUCAGUUCCCACCUGUGUCUCACCAGUCUCCACCUCACAACAUGCAGCCCAAAAAGCAGAGAGCCCCUCCAAACCAAGGUGGGAUAAAGGAGGAGAAACUACCUCCAUCACCAGUGAUGCGAGGAGAGCCAUUUAACCCUGCAAUGAGACCAGACCAUCACAAACAUCCUGAUAUCAAGCCUUCUCAACCUGGCCACAGCCAACAGACAGAUGUGAAGUCCAUGGACAGCUCGCGACCAGUCAUCCGCUCCUCUGAGCCUACUGGGCCGCCCCCCUCUCUACAAGACAAGGAUAAGUUCAAGCAGGAGUCAAAGGCACCCACUGCCCCCAAGAAGGUACAGGAUGUGAAACUGAAGAAUAUGGGCUCGUGGGCCAGCUUGGCACAGAAGUCCACAUCUACACCCUUAUCUGCAGUGAAGUCCUCAAGUGACAGUUUUGAGCAGUUCCGUCGUGCUGCACGGGAGAAAGAGGAGAGGGAGAAAGCCCUGAAAGCCCAAGCAGAGCAGGCAGAAAAAGACAGACUACGCAGAGAGCAGGACAAACUACGAGGUCGAGAUGAUGAGGAAAUCAUGGAGCCAAGCAGAAGGUUGCACGAGGAGCCACGCAGACGUCUGGAGCAGCAGCACAUCCAAGCUCCCUCACAACAGCAGCAGCAGCAGCAGCAGCAGCAGCAGCAGCAGCAGCAGGAGCCGCAGCCGGCUGCCAUUCAGCCACCUCCUCAACCCCCCACACCACCACAGCCUGCCACACAGAACCCACUAGACCAACAGAGAGAGCUAGCACGCCGCCGAGAGCAGGAGAGGCGGAGGCGAGAAGCGAUGGCAGCAACUAUUGACAUGAAUUUCCAAAGUGACUUAAUGGCUAUCUUUGAGGAGAACUUGUUUUGAGGAUGAAAGCAACUGAAACGUAACUGCAAAAACAAAGAAAAAAACAAAAAAAAGGAAAAAAAGACUUGGAUGAUGCAGACUUCAUCUAAAGAGAGAUUUGGCGACCGUGCACCACAGAGGAACACGGACUGUAUGUAGAUGUGAUGAGCCCUCGGAGACUGAAUACAAACGCUGGACGGGCAGUCGCAUCUCGCGUUGCUCCUGUGGACUGAACACACGCAACACAUGGGGAUAGUCUCAUUGUUCUGGAUGUCAUUUCCUAGGAAUUUGGCUUUGCCUGUCUGAAAUCUCCUAACAGGAGAGAGAGGACCCCUGUUGGCACAGUUGCCUUUGUCACACUUGCUUCUUACAGUGUGUGAGGGCGCAACAAUAAACUGCAAGUGUAAAGACAUCCCGAUAUCUAUGAAAAUGCUCUGAUAAUGUACUGACAGACUGCGCAGAGGCGUUUUGAAACUGCCAGAUGUCUGAGGUGGUGAAGAAGACUAGUCUUUUAUGUUUUGUUUUUGUUUUGUUUGUUGUAAGUGAACACAUGAAAUGGUUCGGGGGCAACUUCCAUACUGUAAAUCGUGUAUAUUUCUCAGCAGAGAAGGUACAGUUUGCCUUACACCUCUUUCCUAAACAGAACAUUAUGUUCUGUAGCCUGCACACAUGGACAAACCAAUAACAUUUACAACCAGGAGUAGGAGCUGUGCAGUUCUUUUUCAUCAUCUAGUAUCUACUGUAAAGAAGUAUUUUCUUAUACUACAAUAACUGUUUAUUUUGGAUCUUUCAUUUUUUCCUCUUUAGGUCUUUGAAUCUUCACACCAACACACUCCACCACCUAUGUCUAUGCCAAACAACCCCAUUAUCAUUUAUGCUAACUCAACUGUCCUAAAACAUGUUAGGUAGCUUGUGACAAAAGAAAACCCUGAAUAUAUGCAUUAUCAUAGUUCCAGCAAGUAUAUAUCAAAGACAGACGUUUUCAUCCUGCCUUGCAUUUUCAUUUAAAGCUACAACAGGAACGAAUGAGCAGAAGAAAGGAAAGGUCUGGCUGUUUCUGAGCUUUAGUUGGAAUAUGAUUUCACUACAAGUGUUGCACCAUUAUUUGUAUUACACUUUGUGACAUAAUGUUGGAAAAUGUCCAUAUCAUUGGCCUGUUCACAACAGUCACACUACUGGAUCAGUUAAGAUGUGAGGUAGAUUAGGAGCCCCCUACUGUCCCCUCUGAUUGAACCUAAAGGUUUUGAUCACAUGUCAACAGGCAGAGUGCUCGGAGCAGGAAGGAGAUAGUCAGGGCAAUAAGACAAACACUUAACACCUUUCUGUAGCGGUUACUUGAAUCAGGUUAGUAAAAAUGGACUGGUCGGAGCUCCCAGUUCUUGCAUCAAGUCGUCUUUUAAUUUACUGAGGGCACACUGUCAACAGUAUGAAAUAAAAAGACAAACAAUUAUAUAAGUUAAGAAACGGAAAAUGAUGAAAAAACAGUUUUGAUUUCUAUCUUUGUUCUUGUUCGAUAAUAGUGGAUGUGAGUUAUAAUUCUGUUCUCGGAGACAUUGAUUGGACCGGGGAUGGGUUGAAAUCGGAAUGCAUCUCGUCCUCUUCACUUGUCUCUUAUGGUGUUUUUUCUCCAGUGCCUGUAUUGUAUUGCAAUUCUCGUUGGCUUAUAUUACACUUCGAGGGGGGUUUAGAAAGGGGCGAGUCUGGGUGGUGUAAUAUUUGAACGGGGAGGGAGAAUUUUUGAAAGAGUUUGUGUAAAAAAAAAAUAAUAAAAAAAGGAAAAGACAGCGUUUUAUAUUUUACCCGUUGUCAAUAUUCGGGUUUUAAAUUUAGUUUUAGCUGGACUUCUAUGAGUGUACACACCUGACAACUACUUUCUCAUUUUGUUCAAUCAGCAUAUUUUAGGUAGAUAAUGUUUCAGCGUUGCCACACUAGCGUUUGAGUCUGGUCUGUGAGUGUGACUGUGUAAAUUUGGACGACUGUGUGACUGUGUGUGUUAUUGUUUUUGUUAAUUUUUUUUUUAAGUGUGUGGUGCAAGGAGGCAUGUUCCCCGAUGUAGAUAAGCAUUCUAUUGAUGAGGAGAAUAAACAGAUAAAUAGUACUUCAGGAGAACUUGUUUCUGUGCUUAAGUCACCUUUUUAAUUCCUAUGAAGUCCACCAUAUAUGAGUAUAGAAUUUUUAUUAGACUGGUUUUGAAAGGGUAAAAAACAAAUUCAUUCCUUUUUAGCCUUUUUUUUCCUUUUCACAAUAACUGUUGGACAUAAUGUGCCAUGAGUUCUAAAGAGAAUGUGCUGACCCGCAGCUCAGCCCAGAGUUUGCUUUAUUCAGGUAUUUUAUUUUGUGUUACAUUUGUUCUGUUUUGGGGGUUUUGUUGAAACGUUUUCCUCGAUUAUCGUUUGGUAUGUGAGUGGUCUAUCGAGGUCUCUGAUUCAGUCUGUUAUGAUCAUUGAAUAAACUCAUCUCUUUUAUAGAAAAUAAAAAAUAAACAAAA